AUGGGCAUUAGUGAUUUAAUCUUAUUAUAGGUACCGCCUGUGGUAAAUUACACAGAUGUUCAAGCUUAGCCAUCAUCGAUGCAGGUGACUCAGACAUCCUUACCCAAUAAUGAUAGAAUGUUAUUUUAGUACAAUAUUUUAAUAAACAUAAAUUAUAUAUAUAUAUAUUGCUCUAAUAAAUAUUGA
This is a messenger RNA of Paramecium tetraurelia, 186 nucleotides long. RefSeq lists its product as uncharacterized. The record is from RefSeq and is a predicted model, not a curated record. The transcript has a single exon. Lineage: Eukaryota; Ciliophora; Oligohymenophorea; Peniculida; Parameciidae.